CCAAACCACAUAACCAAGCCAUGAACAGGUCAAAAGAAAUGCCAUAACGCUGAAGCCAUGAACAGGUCAAAAGAAAAGCCAUAACCCUGCCACGAUAAAGCACGCCACCCAACAAACAGCUGCCCAAAGCCUUAAACAAGUAACCAAAUGUCAAAAACUGCGCCAUAAAGAGGCCACAAAGAACACCCUCCAUGUAGCACCAAUAAAUAGAGCACGCUAGUGACGGCCCAAGCCUUGGGGAGAUGAACCAGGCAAACCACGAAAUCGACAGCACAGUAAUAAAGCGAGAGGCAGAGAGAAAUGGAAGCACCAGAUCGAGAUAAACCGAGAGGCAGAGAGAAAUGGAAGCACCAGAUCGAGAUAAACCAAGCAUAGCAGUAAAGCGAGAGGGAGAGAGAAGUGGAAGCACCGCAACCCAAGCGGCAUCGCAUCGGUGACCCAAGCAACAGAUCCAGUGGCAACCAAACUGUAGACCCGGCGAAAGCAACAGCAGCAACCUCAGCCACACCCCAAGUGGCAGACCCCUUAAUGGCGACCGUGACAACAAUGACCGAAGCUAUGACCCAAGUAGAUCCAGUGGCGACGUAGUCGAUAGACCCCGCGGAAGCAGCACAUUGACAGCAAACAACCUCAGUAGUGAUCCAAGCGACAAUGCAGAUGGCAGAAACCAAUGGCAACCUCAAUCAAUGGAAGAACCAACCUCAAACCAUGGGUGCCUUUAUGCACGCAAAUCAGUCCAUUGCAGCAACUUGACAACCGGGCAUCAACAAACUGGUUGCUAAAUGAUGAACAUAAAGAUAGGAUUGAAGAGGUUGAUGGUGCCAGGUUAAGUGGCACAUAUCCUGAUGAGUCGUAUGCUUUUUCAUCUCCUUCAAGAGUGGCCACUAGAGGAACCAAUGGAAAACUUUCGCCUGGAAAACCUUCUCCAACCAAAGCGCAUCAUAUGACCCCUUUUGGGCAAAGGACCAAUACGUUUGUUUUGCAGUUUGAAUUCAAUCUUCCAAAAGCCAAAAUGGUAUAAAAGAAGGGGAAAUUGAUUAUUUAGAAGAUGAUGUCAUUAGAAGAGUUAAGCCUAUAAAAAGGUGUUCAUUGCAUGUCCGAGAAUUGGGGCCAAAGCCAGGUUGCAUAUUCAUGUAUGAUAAGAUUAAGGACUGGGUAAAAGGCAUAUGCUUGCACUUGUCUCUUUUCUCUUGUAGGUUUACUAGCAAUAGUUUUCCUCACUAAGAGAGUAUGUCUUCUUUUCUUUUUUAGA
Molecule: messenger RNA, 1252 nt
Organism: Nymphaea colorata (pocket water lily)
Lineage: Eukaryota; Viridiplantae; Streptophyta; Magnoliopsida; Nymphaeales; Nymphaeaceae
Exons: 3
Coding region: 671-1021 (116 amino acids)
Source: RefSeq, a predicted model, not a curated record